Molecule: messenger RNA, 5034 nt
Organism: Closterium sp. NIES-67
Lineage: Eukaryota; Viridiplantae; Streptophyta; Zygnematophyceae; Desmidiales; Closteriaceae
Source: the annotation of a GenBank genome assembly
ACACACACCGAAACUCUUGCCUGGCUGUGAACCACUCUCCGUUCUGUAUUCGAUCUUGCAUUUCCUUCGCUGCCCGUCUCUCGGCAUUCCUCUUCCACCUCCUUUCCUCCCAUCUGCUCCUCUCUUCCCUUUUUCAGGCUUAUUCACUGAUCUCAGAUGCUAGUGUUCCAUUCACAGUUCUGGACUGCGUUCUUGCUUAUUGCUAGUUCUCUGCCUUGCCUGCUUAGCUUGCACCAGGCGUGAUUGAUUAUGGCGGUGUAGAGUACCACAGCACCGCUUUGCUGCAGACUGUCCGUCUUAAUUCGCAAUCUUAUUUAUUAGAGCAAUCCGGAUUCAUGUCAGGAGCCAUUGUGCCAUCCGCCGGCCAGGAGCAGCGCCGGCCGUGCGACGUGGCGGCGUUUCAGCGGAGCAACGUGCACAUCCUGCUGUCCGAUAAGGACACGGAGUCGCGCCAGAAUGUUCUCGAGCUGCUUCGCCGCUGUUCGUACCAAGUGACGGCCGUCGAGAACGCACGACUGGCGCUGCAGCUGCUGCGGUCGUCGAGCGACACGAUAGAUUUGAUUCUGGCGGAGGUGGAGCUGCCCAACGGCAAGGGGUACAAGAUGCUCAAAAUCAUCAUGCGCGAGGAACGCCUCAAGAAGAUCCCCAUCGUCAUGAUGUCGACGCGCGACGAGAUGGCGAUCGUGGUAAAGUGUCUGCGCCUGGGCGCGGCGGACUUCCUCGUCAAGCCGCUGCGCACCAACGAGCUCCUCAACCUCUGGACGCACAUGUGGCGCCGCCGACGAUCCGUGGGCCUGGGCGAGCCUGCACGGCCAAUGGUCCCGCUGAGCGCGAGCGACUUAUCGCACGACUUCGUGUUCGUGGACACGAGCGAGUCCAACACGGGCACCGGCAGCACGGACCUGUUCUCCGAGGAGACGGAUGAUAAGCGGCGCAGCAGCGUGCAGCAGCAGCACCUGCAGCAGCAGCUGGCGGAGCAGCAGGAGCAGCAGCAGCAGCUGCACGAGCUGGAGCAGCAGAACCAGCAGCAGCAGCAGCAGCAGCAGCAGGAGAAGGUGCAGAAGCGGCAGCUGCUGCUGCUUCAGGAGCAGCAGGGGCAGCGGCAGGAGGCGGUUGAAGAGGAGAGGAGGCAGGAGCGGCAGAGGAAGGAGAAAGGGGCAGAAAGGGACGACACGUGGCGGAACAGGGGUGCACAGGGAGUGGAGGGGGAGAGGCAGGGGGAGGGGGAGGAGGAGAUGUUACAGCGGGAGGAGCGAGAGCAAGAGGAGGCAGAGGAGGGCCGGCAGCAGCGACGGGAGCUGAUUCUGCUGGAGAAGCGAGAGGCGGGCGGGGCAGGAGGGCAAGACGGGGAGGAGGCGGAGGAAAGGGAGGACGACGAACAGCCGUUGAAGAGGCGGCAGAAGAGGAUGGAAGGCGGAGCAGUGGAGGCGGGAGGAGCGCACAAGAGGAGGAGGAUUCCGUGCGCCGAGGACGGAGAGGAGCUUCCGCGCCACCAACAGGUACGCACCUGUUGCGCUGCUAUUGGCGUGCGUACUCUUCUAUUUCCUUCUCCCCGCUUCCCCUUUUCCUUCCGCACCACCCCACCGACCCUGCUCUCUCCCUCUACCUUUCCCCUCACUCCGCUAUCUCUCGUUCACCCCUCGUUUCGCAUCCCCCCUUUUCUCCUCUUCUCUCGUUUCCGCCACCCUCCCCAGCAGCCAAUGCCUGCGCUCGAGCUCUCGCUCAUGCUGCCACGUGUCGGCCUCCCAUUGGACCCGCCUUUCCCGUCUGCUCGCCGUCUACCCCCUGACCGACCCCCUCUCGUGGCCCCAGCGUCUGCUCUUCCGCCCCCAGCGGCGUUUACGCUCAAGGCGUCCAGCCCCCUUCUCAGUGCUGUCAUGCCCCCUGCUCCCGCCACUCUCUUCGCGCUCUGCACCUCUGCCAUGGCAACUGUGGCAUCGGCAACACCGCCCGUACCACAUGCCGCUGCUGGUGCUGCUAGUGCUGCUGGUGCUGCUAGUGCUGCUGGUGCUGCUAGUGCUGCUGGUGCUGCUUCCGCUGCUGCUGAUAGUGCUGCUGGUGAUGCCUCAACUGCAGCAACCGGCCUCUCUUUAUCGCCGUCCAACCCAUUCAGCACUCACCCUGCGGCCCUCGCCGCACCCUAUCACAUGCUGCUGCGCCGAGCAGUUUCCCACGAGCCCUCCUCCGCUCCUCUCUUCCCCGCCUCCCUCCCGUACUCCUCGCCUAACGUGUCUCCCUUCCAAUCCUCUCCUCCCGGCCAUCCGUCCCAUCUGCUGGGCUCUGCUCCUCCCACCACUCGUCCUGCACUGGCAAGUCCCCCUCUGCCUUCCCGCCUCGCGCCCUUCCUCCCCUCUGCGCCGUCCGCGCCCGCACUCGCCUCCGUGCCCGCCCUCCCCACGCGCACCAUCAGCCAGCCAGUCAUGCCGUCCGCUUCGCUCCUCCGCCCUCCCGCACGCCGCCAAUCCCAAAGCCCGCCCGUCCCCUCGUCCCCCGCUUUCGCGCCUGUUUCCACUACCGUUGCACCUGCGCCUGCAUUCACCGCCCUGGCAUCCGGUGCUUCCGCUGCUCCUGCUGUGGGCUCGCCGCCCCUGAGGGGGUCGCCUGUCCGAAGGGCAUCGCCAGCACCGCUCGUCCCGAGGGCAAAUGCCGCCCUGAAACGGCCAGCUGGCGAGGCGGUGGCAGGGCGGGAGAGGGCGGGGAGUGAGGCGAGGAGGCAGCAGCAGCAGCAGCAGGGCAGUGAGCAAGCGAGGAGGAGGAGUCCUGCGGUUGGCAGGCAGGGAGUGGGCAGCACCCCGUCGCCGUCCAGCAGCAAGACACCGGCGCCAAUGGCCCCUCUCCCAGCACCCAGGGCGAGUGGCAGCCCACGGGGGCUGCAGCAUCCAAGGGAUGCGGCAACAAGUGUACGAGGGAGGGACUGCUCAGCGGGAGGAGAGGGCAGAACCAGGGGGGAUAGAGUGGAGGGAGUGGAGGGCAGUGAAAGAAUGAAGACUCGGGAAGAAACGAGGGGCAUGGCCCAGGGCAUGCUUCAAGGCAUGGCACGGGACGGCAGUGGGGCAGAGGCGAACGUGAGUGGCGGCAGCAGCGGCACCCUGGUGGCGGGGCACAGCGCGGCCUUCUGGAACCACAUGAUCGACCGCAGCGGGCUCCGCGGCUACCUCCCACACUCCCCGCCCACCCCCCCUGCUUCCGCACCUAGCCUACCUGCUUCGGCACCGAGCCUGCGUGGUGGAUCGCCGAGCCUGCGUGGCGGUGCGGGGAGCUUGGCCGGGUAUAAGAGGCAGGUGUCAGGAGUGCGCUUGGAGCAGGGCUCUGGGCAAGGUGCUAAGUCGCCCUCCCCUGCGCCCUCUCUUGCUUCGGUUCCCUCUGCCACGGCUGCCCCGUAUGCCUCAACUGCUGCCGCUGCCGCUGCUGCAGCUGCUACCAGCAGUGCGGCUGGUGCCGCCAGUGCUGUGGAUCCCGUCAGGGCACAGCGCCAGGGAGUUCCGGCUCCCCUGCCUCCCACCACCCUCCCUCCGGCGGCGCUGCGCGAUCGCUCUCCCUACUCCGCGGCUCACCAUCCUCACACCCACUCGUCAGACCUCUUUGCCGCCCAACACGUCACUCAACCCCAGACCCCUGCAGACCGUUACUUUGCCGCCCAGCAUCAGCAGCAGCAGCACCACCAGCAGCAGCAACAACAGCAGCAGCAGCAACAGCAACAGUUUCUGCAUCAGCAGCAGAUGCAGCCUGAUUUCCACUCGCCACCUGCCGUUCCGUCUCUCCCCCUCCACUCAAACGUUGCAGUCGCCGCUGCUGCUGCCGCCGCCGCUGCCGCUGCGUCGGGCCUCCCACCCCAACAUCCCAUCGUUCAGUCUCUCGCGGCCGCAGCAGCUGGUAACGCCAUGCACCAAAUGCAACAGCAGCAACAGCAGCAGCAGCAACAGCAGCUGCAUCAGCAGCAGAUGAACCAGCAGCAGCAGCAGCAGCAAUACCCCCCUUCUCACCACUCACACGCUCUUGCAGCUGCAGCGGCUACAUUCGCCCAUCUACCCCCGGAAGCAGCAGCAGCAGCAGCAGCGGCCUUUUCUCGCCUCCCUCCUGAGGCACUUGCAGCCGCAGCAGCAGCUGCUGCUGCUGGGUCAUCCAGCCACGCCCAUGCCACACUCCCUCCUCCCCCCUCUGCCAACCCCUUUUCCUUCCUCUCGUCUCUCGCUGCUUCUGCUGCUGCUCCUGCCGUUGCCCCAUCCUUGCCUUUCCCAGGCAUGUCAGGGGCAGCACAGUUCCUAGCACCGGGAGCAGCCGCCGCGGCAGCUGCCGCAGCAGCAGCAGCAGCAGCAGGGGGGAGUGGCAUGGGUGCGUUCAACCCUGCCUUCCCCUUGGCAUCCUGGCCCGACCCCUCUGCUGCCGGCAUGCUUUUCAACCCUGCCUCUGCUGCUGCCUCUGCUACCGCUGGGGCGGGGGGGGUGAUGGAGAGGCGGAUGGAGGGGAAUGAGAGGCGGGAGGCGGCGCUGAACAAGUUCAGGCAGAAGAGGAAAGACCGGUGCUUUGAGAAGAAGAUCCGGUAUGUGAGCCGCAAGAGACUGGCGGAGAUGAGGCCGCGCGUGAAGGGGCAGUUUGUGAGGAAGAAGACAGUGGGCAAGGGGAAUGCGGGGCAGCAGGAGAGUGAGGAUGAGGACGAGGAGGACGAGGAGGAGGAGGAAGAGGAGGACGAAGGGAACGAGUAGGUGCUUGUUGGGGAUCCUGGAAUGCCCCAGCUGUGCCAUAAAGUGUGGUUUGCAGCAUGCCGCUGACACAACGUGUGACACCUCCCUUAGUCAUGCACACCCCCCACCUCUGUCUCCCCCCAUAUCCCCUCCGUCGUCUGCAACCUGCCACUGGUGUUGUGGGGUCCACGUGUUGUGUUUUUGGCUCCCGUGAGUUGCUCUCGUGGGUUGCUCUUUAUGACUUUAGGGUUACCCUAUUAGGCAAACUACACUAGGCUAAUCAUGUGGCCUUGGCUUGAGUAGCUUGGCCUCCUUAUUUACUUACAGUACAUAACAAUGUUGGACAAUGUAC